Molecule: messenger RNA, 2296 nt
Organism: Rotaria sordida
Lineage: Eukaryota; Metazoa; Rotifera; Eurotatoria; Philodinida; Philodinidae
Source: the annotation of a GenBank genome assembly
CACAAGUCGAAAUGAGAAUUUUGAUUACAAUUAAGAUUAUCUAAUACUUCAUAGUACGAGAUCAACAUUUCAUUAUCAAUGUUUAGAGUAUGUCAUUUAAAGAACAUUUUCUUCCGUGGUAACACUAUUAUGUCGUUUAAAUGAGUAUUUUAAAUCAUCGAGCAAAAUCUAUUUUAUUCGUAUUGUUAAUUGUCAUAUAAUAUGAACCAUAAUUGUAUGAAUAUCACGUUGUCAUUAUAAUUUAUAUUUUUCCACAAUGAUCAACUUUUUCGAUAAUCAAAAUCAAUAGAACUCGCAAUAAUUACUCUGAUUUUAUAAGUAACUAAAUAAUAUUCUAUCUAUUAAUGUUACUCUCAUCAUGAAUACAGUAUCUUCCAUCACAUUAUUGUGAAUAAAUAAUAAAAGAAACGAAUCAUAUGGAUAUAAUGCUUUUGUUCGACUAGAUGACUUUUGAGCACAAACGAUCGAACUGUGAAGAAAAUCAUAUCUAACUAAUAUGUUUGUAUGGAUAUAAUUAGAUCCUCCUCCUGCAGUAGGAACUUCUAUACCAAGCUCUAUAGUAGUAAAUUUUCUCUAUCUCAAUUAUUCUUGUCGUCUAACAUUAUCUUUGAGAUUGAUAUCGAUUUUGAUGAAUAUCUCUUGAUACCAAAGGGAAUAAAUAUUUUCUCUUGUAUACAUUGUUGAUAAAAUCUGAUGAAUAUCAAACAGAGCAAUAUCAUUACAAAGAAAAAACAUAAAGGGAUGGUGGAAAGAGUAUGGUAUUUAUGGAAAAUAUUUUCAUUAUUACUGAUGCAUGGCAAUUGGUUUCUACAGAAACUCACACCUUCACAUUGACUAAGAGAAGAAUCUAAAACUUAUUCCUUAUAGACCUUUUUGUAAUAUUGAAAUAUUUACGUAUUUUUGAAAUCUUAGCUAUUUACAAUGACUUCAUACAUUAAAAUUUAAAGUUUUUUCGUUGAAAACAAAUACUAAAAGCUAGUGAUGUAAUCAAUAGCACGUGACCGUUUGCAUAUAUAUUGAUAUAUUUCGAAAGUAAUCUGAAUGUUGCGACAUCUGUAUUCAUCGACAUAUACAUAUUUUACCAGAUCGCUUUACAUAUAGUUUUUAUUAUAGUCGGUAGAUUUAAUUUAGCAGAGCAUGCUUAUCUUCUUUAAUUUUUUUCUGGGAACUUAUCUCUUUUUUAGCAACUGCGAUACAGUUACGCGUAACCACGUCGUAAUCGACAACAUGGAAACGAUCCUUUAUCUUUUAAACCAUUUCCGAUAUUAGAAUAGUUUUUGAGAUAUAUUCAUGGCGUAGAAUCUUGAAUUAAAUAUUGACGAAUUGUAAACUAUUUAUAAUUUAGAUGAAUAUCUAAUCAUAAGACUCUAUCUGUUUCAUUUAUCGACAAACGACACACAUCUGUUUGUAAUGAUGUCUCUCUCUCUCUAAUCGACAACGAAAACAGCACCAAUCGUUAAGUUUCAAAAAAAGCACAAAUGGAAGUAAUCCUAUUGAAUCAUGUUUAAUAUUAAUUUUGAAUUAAAAUUAAUCACGGAAACAAAAAACUUAUAAGCAUCAUAAUACAAUGAAUUAAUCACUUGUCCAAUACAUACUGCCCUCUGCCUUUAUUUCUAUUGGUUUAAAACUAUGUUGUUUUUUGAUUCGUUUGAACAAAUGGACAGACAAAACAUAUUUACGCAUCAUUUUAUAGAUAUUUUAUAAGAUAAAACUCUUUCUUUUAGAAAAGGGAAAAAUAUCAUAAUUUUUUCAUGCCUAAACCAAGUCGAUCAGCAUUUUAUUUUUAUGCUCUUGAAUAUCAACGUCGUUGUCAACAAAAUUCUGGUCAACGUUUAAGUAUUAAUGAUGCUAUAGCAGCAUGUUAUGAUGAAUGGAAAUUAUUAUCUGAUGAUGAUAAACAACCAUAUAAAAUUUUAUAUGAAGAAUGGCGUCUACAAUAUCGUUUAGAUCCUGAUUCAACUAUUAAUUCUAAUCAACGUUAUUUACAAGCAAAAAAAACUCUUAAACAAGAAAUAAAAAAUGAAAAAAUUCUUAGUGAACGUGAUAUACCAUGUGAAGAAUUAAAAAUUCAUUAUGAUCGUUUUAGUUCUGAACGAGAUUAUUUAGCAUUUGAAUAUUUACCAUUAGAUAUAAAUGAAUUAUUAACAAUGCCAAUAUAUAUAAUUAAUUUUCAAAUAUUUUGUAAAGUUGAUGAAGAAGAUGGUGGACAAUAUGUACCAGCUGAAAUGUGUAUUCUUCGUGUAAGAAUUUAUUUUACAAGAAAAAGCAAAAAGAAAUUUCUUUUCCUUUUUUUUUU